UGAUAUUGGAUCAUAUCGUAUGUAUUUAUAUUGUUUGAUGAUGAUAUUGGAUCAUAUCUAUGUAUUUAUAUUGAUUGAUAAUGAUGUUGGAUAUUAUUGGAAAGUCUUCUUUUUAACCGUCUGAAAUCAGACUUUAACACUCCUCAGUCGAUUCUAAGUACUGCACUCAAAUAAUCUACAUGCAAGCUAGUCUCACUGAUAGAAUAUAGUUGUGCUACAUAGUUUAUUUUAUAUUAAACUCUAGAUUGAUUUUAAAAAAUCUUCUUUAUUUGAACAAAUAUCAAUAGCAGGGGGAUUCUUUGUAGUAUCAACACGAUGUUUCGCAUCUGAGGUAGCAAUCUUCACUAUCCAGUUUUACCUAAAGUGAAAUAAAUACAGUGAAAAUUGUCAUAUAAUAACGUUUCCAUGAUCCCUUGAAGCGGGCAUAUGAUUUUAAUAUUUUUGGGAAAACCAUGUUUGCAUUAGUUAAUCUGAUAAUUCAUAAGAUUUUGUUAUUUCUUCCGCCAACUCCUUUUUAAAAUUACGUUCACAGUCGCGGCCAGUACGAGAUUUAAUAUUGGCUUUGGGGAUCCUCAUAUGCCGCCAACCAUGUAAUUUAACUUUUAAUUUCAUUUUCUCUUGGUAUUAGAUUUAUUGUAAUUUUGUAUGCUCAAUUUCAUAUUAUUGUCAGUGUGAAAUUGAUAAUUGCGCCAGCCCCAACGUUCGAAAAUAUUGAGAACAGUCGGCCAUUCCCGUAUUUCCCAUCGCAUAUGAUUCCGGCAAACGCAGUUUGUUUUGCAGUGGAGUGUGGACUGAAUACUGCUAGCCUUCAUAACGUGCUAGGUAGGAGAAUCAAUCCUUCGCAAUCCUUGUUGCUCACAAGAUAUAGUCGGCCGCAAAGUGAAGGGAGAGCAUUUUAACGAGAUUCAUCCUUCCAGACAUCAAGGCAAAUAUAGACACUCGAAGCUUCCGACGUGUAUUUAAUAUAACGUUACAAGAUUUCUUGACUUAGAAGAUAAUUUGAAAAGGAGAACUGAUCUUUCCACCGACAUGAAUGGCAGCGGUGUUUAUAAUAAUUCUCAGACCGCCCUAGGAAAUGUCAGGUUCGGAUUCGGAAUACUAUCCUUGAUUCUUGCCGGACCCACCAUUAUGGGCAACGCCCUUAUCAUCACCGCUAUCAUCAAGACCACCUCGCUAAGGACGCCGGGUUAUAUUCUACUAAGCGGAUUAGCUAUUUCCGAUUUCGGUGUCGGAAUUAACGCAUUUCUGGUCCAGGGGAUAGCUAGAUUGUCAAAUAACUCGUGGUGGUCCGUUGCUUAUUCCAGCGCCAUGGUGACCUUCUUUGUUGGCGGUUCCCUGGUUACCUUGCUAGCGGUCAGCGGUGACCGGGUAUUGGCGCUGACUUUCCACUUGAGAUACGUUACCAUGGUUACCAACAUUCGCGCCGUCCUGCUGCUUGUGUUCAUAUGGGCGACAGCAGCUGUCUACCCCGUCUUAUCUUCGAUAUCUGCAUCGAUAACUGUGGUUAUCAUUAUAACUGUGAACUUCGCUCUCAAUUGUAAGAUCUAUUUGGUCGUAAGGCGGCACCAGAAUUUGAUUUCCAUUCAAGGCCAAGCGGGCGACGCCAUUUCAGUCAUGCGCAGACGAAAAUCCUCGCUAAAUGUCAUCUACAUCUUUGCGGUAUUCCUAGGCUGUACCUUGCCUUGGGUUCUGUGUACUAUAGUCGAGGUGUAUUGGAUCAUUUCUAACUGCUCACUCCAGCUACUCUACCUUAACUCUCUCUUUAGUCCAAUUCUGUACUGUUAUAGAAUAAGAGAUAUCCGCAAAGCAGUUCUCAAGCUCAUCAAGUGCAAGGAUUAAAGUUUUGAGCCACCGUACAGCCUGCGUUUAUUUGAUAAACUAUUAAAGUAGAAACUGCUUUGAUGAUCUCUGCAAUCUUGUUUGAGGUUAUUUGGAAAAAUGUUUAUUACGGACCUUGGGAGUCCUGUGGCGCGCUACGGGACGAGGUGACCUGGGUAGUCUUCUUGGGGCCCAGUGCAUCUCGGUAUUCGAGUUCAAAAAGAAAUAAUAUCCGGCUUAAGUCAAAUUACAUAUGUAAUUCAAUGUAUAAUUGAAUAUAAUUCGAUUAUUUCUAUGUAAUGAUUUGUGUCUCAACCGAUUGACUGAAAAAAAGGAGAAACAUGAGCCCACAUGGAACACCAAUCUCAAAUCCAGACCUAAACGUAGAAAGAUUCCCAAUAUCAUAUCAAAUCCAGACAUAAUUUAAAUUCCCGAGAUCACAGCCGCGUCACAGAGAAUAGAGCCCGUUGUGCUUGCUAGUCGUGCUUUUGACUUCCAAUGCUCUAUAUUUGUCCUUUGGUUAUGUAGCUUACGUAGCGUAGAUUUAAUUCAAGGUUUAUCCCCGAUUUUUUAAUGCCCCAUUCCGCAUUUUUAUUAAUUCCUUGCAUUUUUAUUUUUCUUCUAGAACUAAAAAGUUGUCACUGAACAGGUGGACCAUAUUAUAAUUUAAUAUUUUGUCUAAUCGAUAUCUGGCUGCCUUCUUUAUCCUUUUUCCUAAGCGUCUCAGAUUAAUCUAAGUAGAUUUGAAACUAAGGUGAGCAUAGUUUUUUUAAUAAAUUUUUGCUUAUUUGUUGUAAUUUCAGGUCAAAACUUUUAAAAUGAUUGCUAUUUUCCAUAUAAAUUAUUGCCUACUGUUUUUGUUUAAUGAUUUAUGAGUUUUCUAUUAAUGUUUACUCGGCGUUGCCUGCGAGACUUUUUAAUCGAGUUUUUUGCCCCCCAUUUCAUUUGCACUCAUUUCAAUUGAACUUUAUAGUCGUCGACACUAUAACUUCGGUGAAAACUCUUUUAAGAUAAAUAGGGAUAAAAAUCUCUGCACAGCUCGACCGAGAGCGUUAGGGUAAUGAUUGGUUGCUUUUAUUAUGCUGAAAUGAAUAAGACUGCUAUAAAAAAAUCUAAGGCCUUAUGAAUCUCACAAACCAUUCAGAGAUCUGGAGCAAUGUCAGACUCGGAUUUGGAAUACUAUCUGUUACUUUAGCGGGGCCCACCAUUGUGGGCAAUGCACUUAUCAUCACUGCUAUCCUCAAGACCACUUCGCUACGGACUCCGGGUUUUAUUCUUUUAACUGGAUUAGCCGUGUCUGAUCUUGGAAUUGGAAUUUUAGGACUCCUAAUCCAAGGGAUUCUGGACUGUAUGGAUCACAAUUCGAGGCUAGUGGAGAAUGUGAUGUACACAAUUCAAGUUUACUUCGCUGGUGUUUCUCAGCUUACGUUGCUAGCGGUCAGCGGUGAUCGUGUGUUUGCGCUGACUUUUCACCUGAGAUACGUUUCCAUGGUUACCAGCACUCGCGCGACCGUUGUUCUUUUCUCUGUGUGGGUCGUAGCAGCCCUGCACUGUUGGAUGCCGAGAUCAAUAGCUGUUUCGAUAACUUUAGCUGGAAUCAUAGCGUUGAGCUUUGUUUUCAAUUGCAAGAUCUUAUCAGUGGUUAGGCGACAUCAAAAUCACAUUUCAAGUCAAGAGCAUGCCAGCGGUAAUGCCAAUGGAAUUAUGCGCAGAAGAAAAUCUUCAAUAGACGUCAUCUAUAUUUUCUCGUUAUUUCUUCUUUGUACCAUUCCAUGGACUGUAUUUUCAGUGGUUAAUUCAGCAUCAGACUGUUCGCCCUGUGUACAUUCAGCUGACUCUGAUAUUGUUUUUUUUUUCUUUUAUUACUUUACAUCGUUUCUUGUGUUUCUAAACUCUCUAUUGAAUCCGAUUCUUUACUGCUAUAGGAUUACAAACAUCAAGAUGGCAGUUCUGAAGUUACUUAAAUUCAAUGUUUAAAGAGCUCUUGUCAGCCACAACUUUGUUAUUGUUUUCAUUUAAUAUUGGGAGAACAAUGUAAAAAAAAGUAUCGCCCUAACUUCCCCGAUAAUGUAAAUAGUUAAAGCCUCAGCCCGGCCAGCUAUAAGCGGGGGCAAGUUAGACUGUAAAUAUUAUUGCGACAAUUUUUUUUUUUUUUUUUUUGCUAGGAUAAAACCUUGGCGGCUGACUCACAUUUAAUGUUCACCAUAAAUAUAAUAAUAAAAUAUUAAAUGGUCAAUAAAUAUAAUAAUAAAAUAUUAAAUGGUCAAUAAAAAGUGUGGGCCUGUGAGGUGGUGGAAAAACAGAACAAAAUAGACUGACAAAGGUUGGAGAUAUAAAUAAUCAAAAAACACGCUGGAUCCCCCUCGGAGUAUACACCUAUUUCAAAUUAGAUGGCACUCGAGAAUAGGAACGAGUCGAUUAUGCUAGCAUUAAUUCUGGCAUAAUCGCUAAAAAAAAGCAUAUUUUUUUGCCUUUCGCAAAAUGCUCAGAAUAAUCAUGAUAAUUUGCAUUUACCAUGUUUAAACCAACCUCGUAAUCCCUUAUAAUUUACAAUUUUGAGUGUAAAAGUGGCCUCGCUUAUGCAUUUCAUAUCUGUUUUUGUUGUUAUUCUUAGGGGAAGGGAUGGGAACUUAGAGCCGGAACAGGGGGUCUAGGAAAACUUGUCCCCAGCCCCACUCUUGCUAUCGCGAAACUGCGCUGUGUGUUCUUGCUAAUCGCAAGGAAAGAAAAGUUGAGCCGUAAGAUGCAUUCUGAUCAACCUAAUUGGUCCUUGGCCGUCAUCAAGAAUGUGAAGCCGUGAUGAGCAAGAUAAUGCAUUCUGAUUACUUACAAGAAAAGUGUGAUGCUUCGGUAUAUUGGAACUCUGUUUAUGCGUUACAGUAUAAAGCUUUGUAUCUAAUAUAGUUUCGCAUUGAAGCUUUGUAUUUCACUGGGUUGCUGAAUAUCGCCUUUAUUAAGCCCAUAUUAAAGAAGAGGUUUAAAGAUCAAAUUUUUUAUCGUUUUUCCGAUUUUUUUGUCGAGCAUAAGAUGGAAAAAAUGAGCAUAUUUUUUAAAAGCGAGCAUAAUUUGAGCAUAAUUUUGAUUAAAAGCGAGCAAUGCUACUAGCAUAUUAUGGCGGUUUUACUUGCAUAUUCAACUCGUCCCUACUCGAGAAUCUGUGUCGUAACCCGCGGUGGUUCAUGGGUAGCCUAUAAACGGCUAAAUUCUUGUAUCUGAAAGCUAUGUAACUUUUACUAAGAACAUAGACAAGAAUUCUACAGCUUUUGAAACCUGGAUUUGUAUUUUUAUUUGCGGUUAUUUGCUUAUUUACCUGAUAGUCAUGAAGCACUGCGGGUUACGAAACACAGAUUCUCCAAGUGCAACCUUAUUUGAAAUAGGUACAUCAUACAAAAUCAAAAUAACUACUCCACUGAAGUCUGAUAUUUGACCUAUCUGAUUAUAAUCAGCGAAGCUGUUUUUAAUAAGUAUAAAAUCAAUUAUUGAUUCUUUUUAUUUAUUGUAGUAUGAGCUUAGACGUGGAUAUUCUUAUAACAACUAGACGAUCCUGAUUGCCGUGAAGUCGGGCCAGCUCCAUGAAAGUUGAUUAAAAAUACAUAACAAACAUUUUAUUAACUAUAAGAUUGAAGGGAAAUUGGUGUUUAAUAAGUCGUUUAUUUGUCAUCAUCACAAUUUACAAUGGACAAGUACAACUUUGUGAAGUAAAUAAACCAAAACAAUAUGAAUCAGCCAGUCUUUCAUGCUUUCCAUUGUUAUGAACAAUAAGGACUUCUGCAUCAUAAAUGUUCUUUAAUGAUACACAAUGAUAACUUUGUACUGUCAUUUGUGAUGUUUUUGCUAAUCAACGAUCUGGUGUAAACUAGUACGAACUCGUGAUAGCAUGUUUUUAAUAUUAGAUUUGUUCGAUAUGUUAGACAGUCCUUGAAACGGCCCGGGUCGAAAUGUACGCUCAUAAACAUCUUAUCGCGGACGGCGUGUGUAUUUGUAUGUGGUUUGACCGUUUUGGUAGGUAAUUUCCCCAGCAAGUUUGUAAGAUAUUCAAGAUGCAAUUCACUUCAAAAUGCAGUCUUUCUUUCGACUUCGAUGGUCGCCAAUUGGUCAAAGUGACAGCUAGAUAAGGCAUAAUGGAACGCCCUCGCCUUAGUGACGUAAUGUAAACUUUUGGCCUCCUGUGCUAUCCGGACCACAUGAUAUCUAUGACCUCACGUGGUUGCGUUCGUAAAGCAUCAUGGGGCCUAUUUACGACGUUGCCAGAUAGAUUUUAGAAAAGGUAGAAAUAAAUGCCGCCUAUGGCUAGCCCGACUAAUUACGAUUGUUCAAGCGACCUAUAAAUCUUGAACUCUUGGAUGUAACUGUUGAUGGUUUAGAAAUCCCUUGGUUUAUCUUAGUAAAUGCUGUCUGAUUAAUUUUCUAGCAAGGGGCUUCUACCAAACAAA
Messenger RNA from Nematostella vectensis (starlet sea anemone), 6251 nucleotides. RefSeq names its product G-protein coupled receptor 12. Gene Ontology annotation, molecular function: G protein-coupled receptor activity. Bases 1030 to 1839 code for a protein of 269 amino acids. Lineage: Eukaryota; Metazoa; Cnidaria; Anthozoa; Actiniaria; Edwardsiidae. The transcript has a single exon. Gene Ontology annotation, cellular component: membrane. Gene Ontology annotation, biological process: G protein-coupled receptor signaling pathway. The record is from RefSeq and is a predicted model, not a curated record.